AUGUACCUAUACAAUACCCACCAGGACUAUCUAUACCUAUACAAUAUCCACCAGGACUAUCUAUACCUAUACAAUAUCCACCAGGACUAUCUAUACCUAUACAAUACCCACCAGGACUAUCUGUACCUAUACAAUAUCCACCAGGACUAUCUGUACCUAUACAAUACCCUUCAGGACUAUCUAUACCUAUACAAUAUCCACCAGGACUAUCUAUACCUAUACAAUAUCCACCAGGACUAUCUGUACCUAUACAAUACCCACCAGGACUAUCUAUACCUAUACAAUAUCCACCAGGACUAUCUAUACCUAUACAAUAUCCACCAGGACUAUCUGUACCUAUACAAUACCCACCAGGACUAUCUAUACCUAUACAAUAUCCACCAGGACUAUCUAUACCUAUACAAUAUCCACCAGGACUAUCUGUACCUAUACAAUACCCACCAGGACUAUCUAUACCUCUACAAUAUCCACCAGGACUAACUGUACCUAUACAAUAUCCACCAGGACUAACUGUACCUUUACAAUAUCCACCAGGACUAUAUGUACCUAUACAAUCUCCACCAGGACUAACUGUACCUAUACAAUAUCCACCAGGACUAUCUAUACCUAUACAAUAUCCACCAGGACUAUAUGUACCUAUACAAUACCCAAACCCGGACUAUCUAUACCUAUACAAUACCACCAGGAUAUCUAUACUAUACAAUACCCACCAGACUAUUAUACCUAUACAAUACCCCCCAGGACUAUCAUACCUUACCCUUACCCACCAGAACUAUCUUACUAUACAAUAUCCACCAGGACUAAACUAUACCUAUACAAUAUCCACCAGGACUAUCAUAACCUCUACAAUACCACCAGGACUAUCUAUACCUCUAAAAUAUCCACCAGGACUAACUGUACCUCUACAAAAUCCCCGGACUAACUCUACCUAUACAAUACCCACCAGGACUAUAUGUACCUAUACCUCCCACAGGACUAACUGUACCCAUAACAAAAUCCACCAGGACUAUCUUACCUAUACAAUAUCCACCAGGACUAUAUGCCUAUACAAAUCCACCAGGACUAACUGUUACCUAUACAAUACCACCAGGACUAUCUAUACCUAUACAAUAUCCACCCGGACUAUCUAUCCUAACAAUAUCCCCCAGGACUAUCUAUACCUAUACAAUAUCCACCAGGACUAUCUAUACUAUACAAUAUCCACCAGGACUAUCUAUAACCUAUACAAUACCCACCAGGACUAUCUAUACCUAUACAAUUACCCACCAGGACUAUCAGUACCUAUACAUUACCCACCAGAACUAUCUAUACCUAUACAAUAUCCACCAGGACUAAACUGUACCUAUACAAUAUCCACCAGGGACUAA
Messenger RNA from Coregonus sp. 'balchen', 1367 nucleotides. NCBI's taxonomy places the organism in Eukaryota, Metazoa, Chordata, Actinopteri, Salmoniformes, Salmonidae. The record is from the annotation of a GenBank genome assembly.